AUGGGUCUUCUGAACUCCCUCCCGAAGCUACCCCUCGUCGGGUCGAUCCUCAUAGUCCUCUGCUCGCUCUUCACCCCCGCGACCGCCUACACCGAACUCGGCGACGAGGCCCUCCGCGCGAUCCCCUCGGGUGGCGAUGGUUUCAACAUUGACACCGGCUCGCUGCUGGCCCCCAUCCUCAUCCCCCGCGUCCCCGGCACCCCGGGCUCGCUCAAGGUGCAGCAGCACUUUGUCGACUUCUUCCGCGCCAACCUGCCUGAGUGGAUCAUCGAGUGGCAUAACUCGACAUCCAAGACGCCCGCGACCGGAAAUAAGGAGAUACCCUUCACGAACCUCAUCUUCCGCCGCGACCCGCCGUGGGCCAAGGGCGGAGAUGUCGAGUAUCUGACGCUCGUGGCGCACUAUGACAGUCUGUACCACCCGGAAGGGUUCAUUGGGGCGAUUGACAGUGCGGCGCCUUGCGCGAUGCUGCUCCACGCGGCAAGGAACAUUGAGGAAGCUCUGGUGAAGAAGUGGAAGGUAAUGGAGGCCUCAGGUGACGCUGGGAGCGGGCUCGAGGAGGAGAAGGGCGUUCAGAUCAUUCUGCUUGAUGGAGAGGAAGCAUGGGUGUCGUGGACGGACACAGAUUCGCUCUAUGGAGCCAGGGCGCUCGCCAAGAGCUGGGAAGACUCUGUUCACCCUGAUGGUCUAUACAAGACUCCUCUUUCGUCCAUUAGCCUCUUCCUUCUUAUCGAUCUUCUGGGUGCCCCUAAUCCCCGGAUACCAUCUUACUUCCCUUCCACGCACUGGGCGUAUAAGAAGAUGGCAAAGAUCGAACAUCGCAUGCGCGAACUGGAUGUUCUCGAAACGAAACCGAAACAUCCUUUUUUGACGGACAGGAACAAAGAGAAGGUCGGCUUCGGUGGUGGGUACGUCCUAGAUGAUCAUGUACCGUUCUUGCAGCGAGGUGUCGAGAUCCUGCACAUCAUCCCGACGCCGUUCCCCGACGUAUGGCAUAAGAUCGAAGACGACGGUGCCCAUCUGGACCUGCCAACAGUACGGGAUUGGGCGCGUAUCCUCACGGUUUUCGCGGCAGAGUGGAUGGAGCUAGAUGAGCACCUACCCAAGCAGAUAGAGGGUGAGGCUGCUAGCGAUUCGAGCGACGUCAAAGAUGAGCUAUGA
This is a messenger RNA of Colletotrichum abscissum, 1161 nucleotides long. RefSeq names its product peptidase family M28. The coding region runs from base 1 to 1161 and encodes 386 amino acids. The record is from RefSeq and is a predicted model, not a curated record. Gene Ontology annotation, molecular function: glutaminyl-peptide cyclotransferase activity; zinc ion binding. Lineage: Eukaryota; Fungi; Ascomycota; Sordariomycetes; Glomerellales; Glomerellaceae. The transcript is spliced from 2 exons.